CGGUGUGUGGUGUGGGCUUUUGGAUGAACGAUUAAGUCAGACAGAACGCCUCUCUGUGAUAAUAUUUCUAAUCUACCGAUGUCUUUGGUGUAGCUGUUACGCUCUUCGCUGUCAAUGCAGAAUCGAUGCUGCUGCAAUCAUCAGAAGCAGGGCCUGUAGCAGUGUUCAAGCUGUAUGGAAGUAUUUGGGUACCCAAGACUGAGCUGUUUUUUUGCCGAACAAAGCGUAUACAGUACGAAUACAUCUGCACUUAAAGACUGCUGUUCAUUGAAAUGAAUAAAUGAAAAACCAGCCCCGAGAAUGCACAUACAGUAGCGGCAACAACAACGACAACAGUGAUACCAAUAUCUUCAAGCACAAUAACAAAGAAAUCAGCACACACACACAAACAAACUCAAACAAACCAAAAACUGAAACACAUGCAUCGGUCACAGCAUAAGGAAGCGAGACGGGAGGGAUAGCGAAGAAAAAACAACUAAAAGUGUAGCAUUUACGGCAGCAUACACUUCAAAAGGGACACCAGAAGUAGCAACAGUAGUUGGUACAACGGCCUCAGCAGCAUUAACAGCAGCAGUAGCGUCAGCAGCGUUAGCAGCAGCAGCAGUAUAGAAGUUUGCUAGCAACUGAAAACUCAGGCAGGGAGAAGAAGAAGAAGAAGAAGAAGAAGAAGAAGAAGAAGAAGAAGAAGAAGAAGAAGAAGAAGAAGAAGAAGAAGAAGAAGAAGAAGAGAAGAACCAGUUGCGCCACCAUCAACGGGGAAACUAUCAGCUCUUUAAUAGCUGCUCUACUCCUCCCCCUCAACUACCAUCACCUCCAUUACCGACACUAACUACAGCAACAGCAACUACAGCAGCAACAACAUCAUCAUGAAGAGGACGGUGUUUAUUGUGAUUGUCCUGGUCACCUUCGGCUACCUCAUCGUGGGCGCGGUCAUUUUCAAGUUCUUGGAGGGAACAAAUGAGAGUGCCAAAAAGAGGAGCUUUGCUGCUGAUCACGAGAAGUUUUUACAGGAACACCAGUGUAUCAACCACGAGGAACUGCACGCGUACGUCUUGCGUGUGCUGGAGACUCACACAGAGGGUGUGCAAGUGACCAACAUCGUGAGCAGGAAUUAUUCUGGGAACGUGAGCAGCAUUGACGACGAGAUUUUCGACACGGGGACCAACUGGGACAUCUCCUCUUCCAUUCUUUUCUGCAUCACCGUCAUCAGUACUAUAGGCAUCAGUGUCCUGGUGUUCAUCCCGUCCUUGGUGUUUACCCUCACACAAGACUGGAGCUACAUGGAGUCCAUCUACUACUCUGUCAUCACUCUCACCACCAUAGGAUUUGGUGACCUGGUUCCAGGUUAUUUCAACAAGCCAGAGCGAGACUCAGCGAAGAAAAACAACGUGUACCGCGUACUGCUGGCUGUCUGGAUUCUCCUCGGCCUCUCCUGGGUGGCUCUGAUCCUGAGUGAGCUGGGCACGUUCAUGCAG
This is a messenger RNA of Aplysia californica (California sea hare), 1475 nucleotides long. RefSeq names its product potassium channel subfamily K member 16-like. The record is from RefSeq and is a predicted model, not a curated record. NCBI's taxonomy places the organism in Eukaryota, Metazoa, Mollusca, Gastropoda, Aplysiida, Aplysiidae. Gene Ontology annotation, cellular component: membrane. Gene Ontology annotation, molecular function: potassium ion leak channel activity. Gene Ontology annotation, biological process: stabilization of membrane potential; potassium ion transmembrane transport.